Molecule: messenger RNA, 5539 nt
Organism: Brassica rapa (field mustard)
Lineage: Eukaryota; Viridiplantae; Streptophyta; Magnoliopsida; Brassicales; Brassicaceae
Product: probable sulfate transporter 3.4
Biological process (GO): sulfate transmembrane transport
Cellular component (GO): membrane
Molecular function (GO): secondary active sulfate transmembrane transporter activity
Source: RefSeq, a predicted model, not a curated record
AUGUAACGUUUGUUAAUUCUUGAAACAAAAACUUGACAUGCAUUUUAAGUGAGUAGCAAAUCAUUUUUUUCGUAAUUAUAUGUGUAUUAUAUAAAUUUAAAGUAUGUGUAGUAUCAAUAUAAAUAUUUUAAAUAAAUGAGAGAUAUAAACUAGAAAUAUAAGGUUAGUAUUACAUAUGUUCGGUUAUCUUCGAAUAUCCAUUCGGAUUCGGAUAUUAUCCGUUCGGAUUCAGAUCUCCAAUCUCUCCUAAUAUAAUACUUGUUCCGGUAUUUUACUACUGUGGUUCGAAUUUUGGUUCGGAUUUUUCGGAUCGGAUUCGGAUACGGAUUCAGAUAUCGGGUAAAAUACCCAUCCUUACUACUACAUUUCAUCUUGUGGCUACGCGGAUAUGGACAUACCAUACAGUCCAUUUGAAUAUCCAGAGUAAGAGUCUAUCUGUGAGCUGAACAAUAUUUUUACGGAUUAGUCUGGGCCUCUCCAUUGACCUGAAAUACUCCCAAAAUUUUAAAAAAACUUAUAUCCACAAAAAUAGUAUUAUUUAUUUAUAGCGGUAAAAAGUUCUGUAAAUAUGCCCGAUUUCAAGCCCGUUUCCACAUUAUGAAUUAGGUUUGUUAUUUCACACUAAAAAGAUAAAUUUUCUCAAAGAUUAUAUAUAUAUUUUUUAUAAAUUUUAUUGGCUAUCCGGUGGCCUCGAUGAAAACCUAUUUAAUGGUAUAAAGUGGUCUAAUUAGAAAAUAUACCAUGCCACUUAAUCCAAAUUUGAAUAUCCUUUCAAAUAAUGUCAGAGAAUGGACCAAGCAUCUGUUACAAGUUACUAUGCUAAUCAAAUAGCAAUAAUUUAAUUCUCAGCAAAAAAUCGGAUUUAAAUUCAGUUUGAAUACACGUAGAAUCUUAAGUGAUUAAUACUAAAUUACCAUCGCUUGAUUUUAUCUCAAAGAUUAGCUCAGUACAAGUUGUAUUUUCUUGUAUUAAAGAUAUACUAUUAUUCAAGUAUUAUUGGGUUUGUUUGAUAACUCCAAGUUGCAGAAGUAGUACGAGGUUUAUAUAUUGCUUUAUUUGUUACUAAUUUGAAAACGAUAAAAACUUAUCACAAAACAAUAUUUUCAUUUUCUAUAUCGUUAAUCUUUUUAACUAUUUUACUAUGUUACUCCUUUCCCUUUCGUGUCCGAUGAAUCCUUGUUAAACAGCCUAGUUUAAUAUCAGCUAAAAAAAUUAUUCACGUUUUAACUUCGUCCAAAUUGCUCCGAAAAAGUCAUUUGAUUAUUUGAGAUUUUCUUGCAUAGGCGACGGAUACACUGAAAUGACCCCGCGCAUUAAGAAGACAAAAUAUGAACGGAAGUUACCAAACAAAGUUAUUAAAACCUAAUUCCUCAUAAGAUUUUUUAAUAGAAUGACUGAUAUACGAAAACAUUGAGAUCAAUGUUGAGUAGAAAGUAAUAUAGGUAAAAAGGGCACCCCAGCCAUUAUUUUAUCGGGUCAAAUUUUCAGACUAUUAUUUUUAAAAUGAAAUUUCGAUACAUUCUCGAAACAUUAGCAAACAAACAAAAAAAAUCAACAACUAAUGUGUUACCAAACAGAGAAAGAGAGAUGUGAAAGGUAAACCAUCUUUGACCAAAAAAAAAAAGAAUGGUAAACCAUCUAUGAUUAAAAGUUAUAAGAAAUCAGGGGUUCUAUACUAAUCUAUUUGUGUCACCAGUUUUUACCUUUUUUGUUUCUCCUAGACGUCAGAUUAGUAAACGGGGAGCAUUACCAGGAAAACCCUUGUCAUUAAGAAGUAAAUUAAUGUUCUCCAUUGUUAAUGCUUUGUUCAAUGGUUGCUUAAGUAUCAUGAUCGUUAGAGAGGUAUAGGUAGUGACUAAUUCAAGAAUUGCUUAACACCAAAACAUUUGAUAUUUAAUGGUAAAUACAAGGAUCGCAUAGAUAUUUGUGGGGAUAUGUAAUAUUAUGGCAACCAUUAAUCUUUAGAUAAUUGAUUUUAUUAAUGAAGAUAAGAAUGAAUUAGGUGCGUUUUAUAAAAAUAAUUAGUAUCGAACACAUAUACUUUAACUGGCAUAAAUGUAAUUUGAAUCAACUUGGAAUCUUUGUAACCAUUUGUAACGUUUGAUAUUAUUAACCACCAAAAAAGUUUUUAUUUCCUUUGAAACUUUAAUUGGAGCCAUUAAAAGUGGAUGCCCCACCAGUCUCCCCAAAUUCAACUGUCCUCGUCACCCAAAAUAAAUCAACGUUCAGAAUUGAUCCACUUCAACACUGUGUUAAGUCCAUUUUUUAACUUGAAACUGAACUUUGUAAAGACACUCGAUACAUUUUUUUUCUUUUCCAAAUAUUUUUUUUAAACAGAGUUUUCUUUAUAUAAUGGAGAAAAUAUGUUGCACAGCAAAAAAUGAAGAAAAUAUGUUGCACAGCAAAAAAUGGAGAAAAUAUAAAAUAAUAAUAACCCUUUAGAAAUUCUAUUUUUCUUUUCUUUCUUCUAUCAUAAAAUGCUGAAAACGAGGAGUAUGCAUGUACUAAACAUAAGCUGACCAAAAUACGCAUACAUUUACUGCCAUAGAUUACUGUGUUAUUUGACAUGCAUGCAUACACUUGCCAAAAACUUUUUUUUAAGAAGUUGACAUCAUACACACAUACACUACCAGAAAAUGACUAUGUUGAAAAAUGAAAAGAUAAAUGAUAAAUUUGGAAAUAUCUAUUUUAAAAUGUGAUAUACAAGGAAAGUUUUGAUAUAAGACAAGAAUAUCAGAUUAUUACUAUCACAGUUCUAAAAAUAGUAGUAGUAAAUAUAUAUUAAUCAUAUGUACUAUCAAAUAAUACGCCUCAAAAUAUGAAAGAAAAAAAUUCCAAUGAAUUUUUUUACAAAUGGUGAACUUAAUUAUUUUGAGUCACAAGUGUAGAAGAUUCGUUUAUUUAUUUCUGUCAUUGAUCUCUCUUGAUAAGCUUCUGGUAAACCAAAAAACCCAUCUAUAUCAAAUGUUAUAUGAUUUACAUUAUCUAUAAAAAUCUAAUAUCUCAUUGAUUCCUCUGUUCUUCAGUCUUCAUCAUAUUCUCUUUUGUUCAUAUGCCACGUUCUACAGAAACUAUGAUUUCUUACAAGAUUUUAUUUCACUUUAUGUAUGGAAAUAACGCAUUUUUUUGUCAACUGGAAAUAACGCAUUUACCCCUAGAAACUCAAAACACUAAAGAGGAACCGCUUUUUACUUCUUAUUACCCAUAAUACCAACUACACUUUCAGGGCGGAGUGUCUAUAAAUACAGAGCACAAUCCCACCAUCUUUCCUCACAAAAAAAAUCCUACAACACAAGCCAAAACACAUUAACCACAAGAAAAUUAAGUUCUGCAUCUCUUAUCUUUUCAAGAACUCUUCAUAACUUCUCGUACACCAAUGGGUCAUGGUACGAACAGAGUAGAAGACAUGGCAUCUCCUAACAACGGAACCACCGCACCUGCAACGGCAAACGCAAGAGAAACGAUCGUGGAGAUACAUAGCGUUUGUCUUCCGCCGAAGAAAACAGCGUUUCAGAAACUGAAGAAGCGUUUUGGUGAUGUUUUCUUCCCUGAUGAUCCGUUAGAGAGGUUUAGGAACCAGACAUGGAGAAACAGAGUGAUUCUUUGUCUUCAAAGCUUGUUUCCUAUAUUCACAUGGGGCUCUCAGUAUGAUCUCAAGCUUCUUAGGUCUGAUGUUGUCUCCGGUCUCACCAUUGCUAGUCUUGCCAUUCCUCAGGGAAUCAGCUAUGCCAAGCUAGCAAACUUACCACCCAUAGUUGGUCUUUAUUCAAGCUUUGUGCCACCACUUAUAUACUCAGUUCUCGGGAGUUCAAAGCAUCUUGCAGUUGGUCCUGUCUCAAUAGCAUCACUUGUGAUGGGCUCAAUGCUAAGUGAAAGUGUUUCCCCAACACAAGACUCAAUACUAUAUCUUAAGCUGGCUUUCACAUCAACUUUCUUUGCUGGUCUCUUCCAAGCCUCCCUUGGCCUUCUUAGGCUGGGAUUUGUGAUUGACUUUUUGUCAAAGCCAACUUUGAUAGGCUUCACUGCUGGUGCUGCAGUGAUUGUGUCACUUCAACAGCUUAAGGGUCUUCUUGGAAUUGUUCAUUUCACUGGCAAAAUGCAAUUUAUUCCUGUCAUGUCCUCUGUUUUCAGCCAUAGAUCCGAAUGGUCAUGGGAAACUAUUCUGAUGGGUCUUGGCUUCUUGGCCAUUCUCUUAACCACAAGACACAUUAGCAUGAGGAAGCCAAAACUCUUCUGGAUAUCAGCUGCAUCCCCUUUGGCAUCAGUUGUUAUCUCAACUCUUCUUGUAUUCCUCAUCAGAAACAAGACUCAUGCCAUCUCUUUUAUUGGACAUCUACCAAAGGGUUUGAAUCCACCUUCAUCAAACAUGUUGUACUUUAGCGGCACUCAUCUUGCUCUUGCCAUCAAGACUGGUAUCAUCACAGGGAUUCUCUCUCUUACUGAAGGGAUUGCUGUAGGGAGAACCUUUGCAUCUCUAAAGAACUAUCAAGUUAAUGGGAACAAAGAGAUGAUGGCUAUAGGUUUUAUGAACAUGGCUGGUUCUUGCACCUCGUGCUAUGUUACAACAGGUUCUUUCUCUAGAUCCGCUGUAAACUACAAUGCUGGAGCGAAAACAGCGGUUUCCAACAUUGUGAUGGCCUCGGCAGUUCUUGUGACUCUUUUGUUUCUGAUGCCACUCUUCUACUACACACCUAACUUGAUCCUAGCUGCUAUCAUCUUAACCGCGGUGAUAGGCCUCAUUGACUAUCAAGCAGCUUACAAGCUAUGGAAAGUUGAUAAAUUCGAUUUCUUCACUUGCAUGUGUUCUUUCUUUGGUGUUCUCCUCGUCUCUGUACCUCUUGGCCUAGCAAUAGCAGUUGGAGUUUCAGUUCUCAAGAUCUUGUUGCAUGUUACAAGGCCAAACACUUUAGAAUUUGGAAACAUCCAAGGGACUCAGAUAUAUCAGAGUGUGAAAAGAUACAGAGAAGCCUCAAGAAUCCCUGGUUUCUUGAUUCUUGCUGUUGAAUCUCCAAUAUACUUUGCCAAUAGCACUUAUCUACAAGAAAGGAUCUUGAGAUGGACCAGGGAAGAGGAAGCUCGGAUAAAAGAAAACAAUGGGAGUACUUUAAAAUGCAUCAUCCUUGACAUGACAGCUGUGUCUUCCAUAGACACAAACGGGAUUGAAGCGUUGUUUGAACUUAGGAGGAGGCUGGAGAAGCAAUCACUUCAGCUUGUGCUGGUGAAUCCCGUGGGGAGUGUUAUGGAAAAGCUACACAAGUCCAAGAUCAUUGAGUCACUGGGGCUGAGUGGACUUUAUCUAACAGUUGGUGAAGCUGUUGCUGAUCUCUCAUCAACUUGGAAAGCACAUGGCCAGCCAUGAAAUAAAUCAUUCUCUUAUGAAUUUGAGAGACUUUGAACUUGUACUAGAGAACUUGUCAGGAUGGUUGUUUCUGAAGACAAGGCAGCCUCUUCAGAAACAAUUUUUGGUGCUAUUAACUGUAUAAUAAUAAAUGUAACUUCAUCUUUAACAUAUCUAUAUAAAAAUCAUAAUUUAAGACUA